AUGGUUCAGUAUAAGUUAACAUAUUUCAAUGCUCGCGGUCUUGCUGAAAUCUGUCGACAAUUAUUUUAUUUGGCAGGAGUGGAAUUUAUAGACGAGAGACUGGAUGAAGAAGGAUUUGCUAAAUUGAAAUCAAGUCUGCCUACCGGACAGGUUCCCAUUCUUUAUAUUGACAAUGUUCCGUUCUCCCAGUCGACUGCUAUUGCAAGAUAUUUGGCUAGAAAGUUCGGAUUCGUUGGCAAAACAGCGGAAGAAGAGUUGCUGGCAGACUCGAUUGUUGACACAUUCAAAGAUUUCAUUGAAAGUUUCCGAAAAUAUGUAGUUGCAGCUUUGACAGGAAAAGGAGAAGAAAAAAUGAAAGAAAUCAGAGAAAACAUAAUGAAACCAGCAGUGGCCUCCUACUUCCAAUACCUAAACAAAAUUUUGGAGAAGAGUGAAUCUGGAUUUUUGGUUGGAUCUCAACUCACAUGGGCUGAUUUGGUAGUUGCAGAUAAUCUGACAACACUGAUUAACGCAGAAUUCAUGGCCGUUGGGAAAGAAAAGAUGUUGGCCGAAUUCCGUGAGAAAAUUAUCGAAACUCCAAAAUUGAAGGAGUGGAUUGACAAAAGACCAGUGACCAGAUUUUGA
Messenger RNA from Caenorhabditis briggsae, 624 nucleotides. RefSeq names its product Protein CBR-GST-3 (gene Cbr-gst-3). Gene Ontology annotation, molecular function: glutathione transferase activity. The record is from RefSeq and is a predicted model, not a curated record. Gene Ontology annotation, biological process: glutathione metabolic process. The coding region runs from base 1 to 624 and encodes 207 amino acids. The transcript has 4 exons. Lineage: Eukaryota; Metazoa; Nematoda; Chromadorea; Rhabditida; Rhabditidae.